Galleria mellonella (greater wax moth) is the source of this 627-nucleotide messenger RNA. RefSeq lists its product as uncharacterized. The record is from RefSeq and is a predicted model, not a curated record. NCBI's taxonomy places the organism in Eukaryota, Metazoa, Arthropoda, Insecta, Lepidoptera, Pyralidae. The transcript is spliced from 3 exons. Bases 127 to 627 code for a protein of 166 amino acids.
CUAGUUUUUCGUUUUUUUUUGUUUUCAGCGACAGUAACCUGGGUAGAGUGCUGGCAUAGACAACCGCCACGCCGACUGCCUUAUCCGGAGUGGGACGAGAAAUACGUAAUAAGAAAACACAAUGAUAUGAUCACAGACAUAUUGAAAGAUAUAAUUUUGAAGCUGCGACAAGCUGAUAAAAUACAACAAAGAUAUAAACGGUACGUCACCUUCAAACUGGGUCUCGUGGCGGCCGGCAUCAUGGAGACCUAUAUAAGUAUGUUAGAACUGUACAAGAAAUACACGGAACCCAAGUUAGUAACGGAUCAGUCGGUGAAUGUUGAGAGAUUCUUCACUGCGUACCACAUUAUAAAAACGGACUAUAACGAAAUAAGGCAUGAGUAUAUAAUGUUCUACGAGAUAUUGGAGAACCAUUUAAAACAACAAGAGGCAAAAGCUAAGACCAAGUCCUUGUUGAAUUUAUAUAAGAAGAAACAAGCUCAGAGGUCGGACAUUUUGAAUGUAACGUCGCCAGGCGCCGAGGAAUUUAAACGGAGUCUGAGAUAUAAAAAAUGGGCGGAGAAAUGGAACAAUUUUGUACCGGAAAUAGAGGGCGUUGACGUUGACAUUGAUAAUAUUAAAAUUUGA